AUCAUAUCUUCUUUCAACAAAGCAUUCAAUCGAUUCUUGGUGCUUUUAUCAUACAAAUAAUACAAUAGAAGAAGAUGAAUACUCUGUUGCGAAAGGCCACCGCACAGAUGUGUAUUAUACAGAUAGGUUCGUACACAAAAACCGUCGGGGGUUCUAGAGCUCUACUGGUGAGGUGGACGAGUACAGAUGCAGUACAAAGUGAUGAUCUCUCAGUUGAUCGUAAUGGGUUCAAGGGACACGACAUGCUGGCUCCUUUCACCGCCGGAUGGCAGACUAGUGAUUCAGAUCCCUUGGUAAUCGAGAAGUCUGAGGGCUCAUAUGUCUACGAUAUAAAUGGGAAGAAGUAUCUUGAUUCUCUUGCUGGUCUAUGGUGCACGGCUUUAGGGGGGAGUGAGCCACGGCUUGUUGCGGCUGCAACCAAACAGCUAAAUACUUUACCAUUCUACCACUCCUUUUGGAACCGAACCACAAAACCAUCUCUGGAUCUUGCAAAAGAACUCAUUGAAAUGUUUACAGCAAGUAAAAUGAAGAAAGUCUUUUUCACAAAUAGUGGCUCCGAAGCUAACGAUACUCAGGUGAAACUGGUAUGGUAUUAUAACAACGCGCUUGGAAGGCCAAACAAGAAGAAAUUUAUUGCUAGAUCUAAAGCAUACCACGGUUCAACUCUCAUAUCAGCUAGUCUUUCUGGCCUUCCGGCAUUACAUCAGAAAUUUGAUCUGCCAACUCCAUUUGUGUUGCAUACGGACUGUCCCCAUUAUUGGCGAUUUCAUCUUCCAGGUGAAACGGAGGAACAGUUUUCAACCAGAUUAGCAACCAAUUUGGAAAACCUGAUUAUCAAAGAGGGACCAGAAACGAUUGCUGCGUUUAUUGCAGAACCAGUAAUGGGAGCAGGAGGGGUGAUACCUCCACCUGUAGGUUAUUUUGAGAAGGUCCAGGAAGUUGUUAAGAAAUACGACAUUCUAUUCAUUGCAGAUGAGGUUAUUUGUGCUUUUGGGAGGAUUGGAUCUAUGUUUGGAUGCGAUAAAUACAACAUUAAGCCCGAUCUUGUCUCCAUAGCCAAGGCCCUUUCCUCUGCAUAUAUGCCUAUUGGAGCUGUUCUUGUUAGCCCGGAAGUUGCAGAUGUCAUAUCUUCCCAGAGCAAUGAACUCGGAGUUUUGUCUCAUGGAUUCACGUACUCUGGGCAUCCUGUAUCGUGUGCCGUUGCUUUGGAAGCACUCAAGAUUUACCGGGAGAGAAACAUCGUUGAGCAAGUGAAUAGCAUCGCACCGAGGUUUCAAGAUGGUUUAAAAGCCUUUUCAUCGAGUCCUAUAAUCGGAGAGAUACGUGGAACGGGGUUGAUCUUGGCGACUGAAUUUGCCGAUAGCAAGUCAUGUGACACUCCCUUCCCGCCUGAAUGGGGGGUAGGUGCAUAUUUUGGAGCCGAGUGUCAAAAACACGGGAUGUUAGUACGUAUUUCCGGUGACAUCAUAAUGAUGUCUCCGCCAUUUAUAAUCACCUCCGGCGAAGUUGACGAGUUGAUAAGCAUCUACGCAAAAGCGCUAAAGGCAACCGAAACUAGGGUGGAGGAAUUGAAGUCUCGGAGUUAAGGGUAACUUGGGAAAAUAUCCGGGCUUCCGUGGAGAAAGUAUAUCAAGAUUCUGAAUUUUGCGAUAACGGUUUUCGGAAGUUGGAUGAUUUUAGUAACGGUUUUAAAGUCCGAUAGUUAAAUUAGAAUUUAGAGACUAAUAUUGUUAUUUAUUGAAAAUUUUUCUUGUUUUUAGUUACACAUUCAAAUAAGGGCGAAUGAUCAUUGCCAGAAGGAAAGUUAUGGUGAGAAGUGUAAGAAUGAGACUUGUACCCUUGAUCACUUUUUAUCUCAUGUCACCCAUGAAUUGCGCUUUAGAAGGGAAUUUGAUCUAGUGCGUCUCGGUG
This is a messenger RNA of Cynara cardunculus var. scolymus (artichoke), 1911 nucleotides long. Its product is annotated as gamma aminobutyrate transaminase 1, mitochondrial-like. Lineage: Eukaryota; Viridiplantae; Streptophyta; Magnoliopsida; Asterales; Asteraceae. Gene Ontology annotation, biological process: biotin biosynthetic process. Gene Ontology annotation, molecular function: S-adenosyl-L-methionine:8-amino-7-oxononanoate transaminase activity; pyridoxal phosphate binding. The transcript is spliced from 19 exons. The record is from RefSeq and is a predicted model, not a curated record. Bases 75 to 1586 code for a protein of 503 amino acids.